Messenger RNA from Acomys russatus (golden spiny mouse), 2412 nucleotides. It is a transcript of the gene Rps6ka2, whose product is annotated as ribosomal protein S6 kinase A2. Bases 80 to 2281 code for a protein of 733 amino acids. The record is from RefSeq and is a predicted model, not a curated record. The transcript has 21 exons. NCBI's taxonomy places the organism in Eukaryota, Metazoa, Chordata, Mammalia, Rodentia, Muridae. Gene Ontology annotation, molecular function: ATP binding; ribosomal protein S6 kinase activity; magnesium ion binding. Gene Ontology annotation, biological process: intracellular signal transduction; protein phosphorylation.
CCGCGCGCUGCCCAGCCUGGGAUGUGCCGGGGAUGCGCGCCCGCCGGCCCUGCGGCUCCUGGCAGCUGGGCGCGGGGCGAUGGAGCUGAGCAUGAAGAAGUUCACCGUGCGCAGGUUCUUCUCCGUGUACCUGCGCAAGAAGUCGCGCUCCAAGAGCUCCAGUCUGAGUCGCCUCGAGGAAGAAGGCAUCGUGAAGGAGAUUGACAUUAGCAACCAUGUGAAAGAAGGCUUCGAGAAGGCAGACCCUUCCCAGUUCGAGCUGCUGAAGGUUUUAGGACAAGGGUCAUAUGGAAAGGUGUUCCUGGUGAGGAAGGUCACAGGGUCGGAUGCUGGUCAGCUCUACGCCAUGAAGGUCCUGAAGAAAGCCACCUUGAAAGUGCGGGACCGGGUCAGAUCCAAGAUGGAGAGAGACAUCCUGGCCGAAGUGAAUCACCCUUUCAUCGUCAAGUUGCAUUACGCCUUUCAGACUGAAGGCAAGCUCUACCUGAUCCUGGACUUCCUGCGUGGAGGGGACCUUUUCACCAGGCUUUCCAAAGAGGUCAUGUUCACUGAGGAGGAUGUCAAGUUCUACCUGGCUGAGCUGGCCUUGGCUCUGGACCACCUGCACGGCCUGGGCAUCAUCUACAGGGAUCUGAAGCCGGAGAAUAUCCUGCUGGAUGAAGAAGGACACAUUAAGAUCACAGACUUUGGCCUGAGCAAGGAGGCCAUCGACCAUGACAAGAGAGCCUACUCCUUCUGUGGGACUAUCGAAUACAUGGCGCCUGAGGUGGUGAACCGGCGGGGGCACACACAGAGUGCCGACUGGUGGUCCUUCGGUGUGCUCAUGUUCGAGAUGCUCACAGGGUCCCUGCCAUUCCAGGGGAAGGACAGGAAGGAAACAAUGUCCCUCAUCCUCAAAGCCAAGCUGGGAAUGCCGCAGUUCCUCAGCGUGGAGGCGCAGAGCCUGCUGAGGGCCCUGUUCAAACGGAACCCCUGCAACCGGUUAGGUGCUGGCAUCGAUGGAGUGGAGGAGAUCAAACGACAUCCUUUCUUUGUCACCAUAGACUGGAAUAAGCUGUACCGCAAGGAGAUCAAGCCACCCUUCAAGCCAGCAGUGGGCAGGCCUGAGGACACCUUCCACUUUGACCCCGAGUUUACUGCAAGGACACCCACAGACUCCCCUGGUGUCCCCCCAAGUGCGAACGCCCAUCACCUGUUCAGGGGAUUCAGCUUUGUGGCCUCCAGCCUGGUCCAGGAGCCUUCACAGCAGGACGUGCCCAAGGUCCCCAUUCAUCCCAUUGUGCAGCAGUUACACGGGAACAACGUCCACUUCACUGAUGGCUACGAGAUCAAGGAGGACAUCGGAGUGGGCUCCUAUUCAGUGUGCAAGCGGUGUGUGCACAAAGCCACUGAUGCCGAGUAUGCUGUGAAGAUCAUUGACAAGAGCAAAAGGGACCCCUCAGAAGAAAUUGAGAUCCUCCUGCGGUACGGCCAGCACCCCAACAUCAUCACCCUAAAAGAUGUCUACGAUGAUGGCAAGUACGUAUACCUGGUGAUGGAGCUCAUGCGAGGGGGGGAGCUGCUGGACCGCAUCCUCCGUCAGCGGUGCUUCUCAGAACGGGAGGCCAGCGAUGUGCUGUACACCAUUGCCAGGACCAUGGACUACCUGCACUCCCAAGGGGUUGUUCAUCGGGACCUGAAACCAAGUAACAUUCUGUACAUGGAUGAGUCUGGGAACCCUGAGUCUAUCCGCAUCUGUGACUUUGGGUUUGCCAAGCAGCUGCGCGCGGAGAACGGGCUGCUCAUGACCCCCUGCUACACAGCGAACUUUGUAGCCCCUGAGGUCCUGAAGCGGCAAGGCUACGACGCAGCGUGUGAUGUCUGGAGCCUGGGGAUUCUGCUGUACACCAUGCUGGCUGGGUUCACACCUUUUGCCAAUGGGCCAGACGAUACCCCAGAGGAGAUCCUGGUCCGGAUUGGCAGCGGGAAGUUCGCCCUUUCUGGGGGGAACUGGGACUCCAUAUCUGACGCGGCCAAGGACGUCGUGUCCAAAAUGCUCCAUGUGGACCCACAGCAGCGCCUAACAGCAGUUCAAGUGUUGAAACACCCGUGGAUUGUGAACAGAGAGUACCUAUCCCAAAGCCAGCUGAGCAGACAGGAUGUCCAUCUAGUGAAGGGCGCCAUGGCAGCCACGUACUUUGCUCUGAACAGGACCCCGCAGGCACCAAGGCUGGAGCCUGUGCUGUCAUCUAGCUUGGCGCAGCGCAGAGGCAUGAAGAGACUCACAUCCACCAGGUUGUAAUGGCCGGCCGCCUCCAGCGUCAGCCUCCCUGCCCAACACCUGUCAGGCUCACAGAUGCCAGGUCCAGGUCCUCCUCAUGGGCACUUGAGUGACCCUGAGUCCAGCACAAAGAUGGAUCUGGCCUUGGCUGU